Molecule: messenger RNA, 1074 nt
Organism: Moesziomyces antarcticus
Lineage: Eukaryota; Fungi; Basidiomycota; Ustilaginomycetes; Ustilaginales; Ustilaginaceae
Exons: 1
Coding region: 1-1074 (357 amino acids)
Source: RefSeq, a predicted model, not a curated record
AUGGUCGACGUAGCCAAGGACGCUCCUGAUGGGGCCAGAAACGAUGCUCAGAGUCCUUACCAAGAGAUCCCUCCGUCUCCCGCGCAGUCUCCGGUCAAGGAUUCCGGAAAAGACUACAGUGGUGGAUCAGAGGCAAAGGAUGCCGAGGGCGCAAAUGAAGCCGAGGCGACGAUCGCAAGCACCCCUGAUGUCAGUGCUAGUGCUGUGCAGUACUUCCGGAACCUGUGCGAAGUCGCUGGUUUCCGAUAUAAAGAAGACGAUUAUCUUGCAGGACUAAAGUUUUGGCUUUCGAUGCCUGCACACAAGUACAGAGCAGUCCACUACCUUGAGCCUGGGCUCAUCUUUCCCGCGAAAGUGCUCCACCAUCGUCGGCUGCCAGGCUUCCGCGCUCCCAGACUCUCCUCUUCCGGCUUCUCCGGUAUCGUGGUGCACCGCUUCCAGAUCAGAGGCGGUGGUCUUUGCGGACCCCGAGAAACCAAGAUAAGGUGCGCAGAGCUCCAUCAGAGAGUUGCAACCUUCGUACCAGACAUCAAAGAAGAGGAUUACGUAGUGUCUGGGCCUUUUUGGAUCGGCGAAGUGAUGUGCUACAUCGACAUCCUUCUUAUCAAUCCUGCCUACCAUGACGAAUUCUUCAAGAUCAACUUCACCACUCGCGGCGGUGUCUACUUCGCACACCAUUCUGUCGGAGCAGACUUUCUUUACGAUGCUGUUGUUCUUCUCGUCAAAGGUCUCGACAAGAGGGUGGAUCCCGUGGCGGUCGCCGACCGUAUCAAGAAAAAGUUCCGCAAGAGAGUCGAUUUCAGUGUCGUCUGGGGCGUGCACUCAGCCCAGAGUCCUCCCGAAGAGGCUUCCCGCCUUCAAUUCGAGGGCUCUCUUUAUCUUGUUGGCAAGGCUCGUCCGUAUAUCAGCGACACCGAAUCAGGCUGGCGUCCCAUCAAAGAUCCUCCCUUUGUGGACCUCAAGGGCAUCGAGCACGCUGGCAACAAUCACAGCGUACGCUGCAUCACCCAGCCCUUAUGGAGUGGGCACGCCAAUGGAUGGGAUUAUGUCUACGAACCUACACGUGACGACUAG